This is a messenger RNA of Paraphaeosphaeria sporulosa, 1176 nucleotides long. Its product is annotated as terpenoid synthase. NCBI's taxonomy places the organism in Eukaryota, Fungi, Ascomycota, Dothideomycetes, Pleosporales, Didymosphaeriaceae. The record is from RefSeq and is a predicted model, not a curated record. The coding region runs from base 1 to 1176 and encodes 391 amino acids. The transcript has 4 exons.
AUGGACUUCAAAUACUCCGAUGUCCUGGACUCGGGUACCUACAGGGACGAUGGAUUGGCGAACGGCAUCCCAUUUCGGAUACACAAGGAUCCUUACAGUGAGAUCGCGGGCUCGCUCCGCGCACAAAAAGACUGGAAUUCGACUGUGAGCCCGGUUUACGACUAUCAGGGCGGCCUGGGAGAGCCAUACAGCUUUAUUCGCGCCACCAUACCCGAGUGCAUUCCUGAGCGUUUAGAGAUCAUCUCUUACGCCAAUGAGUAUGCCUUUCUCUACGAUGACGAAAUGGAGAAUCUAGACCUCAAGAACUUCAAAGAAGGUCGUGAUGACAUGCUGCACGUUUUUCGCGACGAUGCACUCAAUGAGAAGGUCCACGGCACAGUUCGCCCGGAGAAGAAACUACAAGCGCAAAUUCUAGCGGAGAUGAUGGCCAUUGACCGAGCCCGCGCGAUAACAACGAUGAAAGCAUGGGCGCAAUUCGUCGAACUUGCAUCGCGCACCCGCUCACAACCUUUCGAGACAUUAGACGAAUAUCUCCCGAGCCGGGCGAUCGAUGCCGGAGAAUUAUUUUGGUACGGCAUGCUUACGUUCGCUAUGGCGCUCACAAUCCCAGCAAACGAGCUCGAUUUGUGCAUGAAACUCGCGCGCCCUGGCUACGCUGCAAUCAGUCUGACCAAUGACCUUUACUCCUGGCGCAAAGAACGCGAGGACGCAGACAAGGCUGGACAAGACUACGUCUUCAAUGCCGUCUGGGUCGUAAUGCAAGAGCGCAAGUGCACAGAGUCUACAGCCAUCAAAAUAUGCCAAGAAGAGAUCAAGAGACAUUUGUCCGAGUUUGAGGAGAACAUCGAGAGCCCUAAUACCAAAACUCUGUCCAGGGAUGCGCAGGCGUAUCUGCACGCUGUCAGGUUAAGCCACGUUGGAAAUCUGGUAUGGAGCAUAUACUGCCCGCGCUACCACCGAGGAGCGUACGUGCCCACCACCUUGCAAAGGAAAGCAGACGAACUGAUUCCAUUCAGCGACAAAAGGUUGGCCCUACCAACACAGUUUGGUAACGUGGCAUCCCGAUUUUUCGACACCAUCUUCAAGUUCUUUAUUUCGCCCUUCCAUCAGGUGUUCCAUACGAGCGGGCGCCGUCUUCUCAUACAACGUUUACGUGGACUUGUGACCAAGUCAUAA